AAAAAAAAAAAAGUAAAGCAAAAGGAGAAGAAUGGGGAUAAGAAGCCAUAGCCAUAGCCAUAGCCAUACAAGUCUAUUAUUUCUUCUCUUAGUCUUUAAUAUUAUUUUCCCAACUCUCAAUGGAAGAACUGUAGAGAAUAAUUGGAACUCAACCUCGUCCGGUUCUCUCAACCGGAAUUCAUUUCCCAACGGUUUCCUCUUCGGAACUGCCUCAUCUGCCUACCAGUAUGAAGGUGGUGCUAAUGAAGGUGGUAGAGGACCAAGCAUAUGGGACAAUUUUACCCAAAGAUACCCACAGAAGAUUGAUGACCAAAGCAACGGCAUAAGAGCCGUUGAUUCAUAUCAUCGUUACAAGGAAGAUGUUGGUAUUAUGAAGGAUAUUGGAUUUGAUGCCUACAGGUUUUCCAUCUCUUGGUCUAGGGUUUUACCAAAUGGAACAUUAAAGGGAGGAGUGAACAAAGUUGGCAUCAAGUAUUACAAUGAUCUUAUCAACGAAGUCAUUUCCAAAGGAUUGCAGCCAUUUGUGACUUUAUUCCACUGGGACCUUCCCCAAGGACUAGAAGAUGCAUAUGGAGGUUUUUUGAGCCCCAAAAUUGUGGGUGAUUUCAAAGAUUAUUCAGAAUUGUGUUUUAAAGAGUUUGGUGAUAGAGUGAAGAACUGGAUUACGCUAAACGAGCCAUUUUCUUUCAUAACGCACGGUUAUGAUUCGGGGACUUUUGCGCCGGGAAGAUGUUCACCGCUGUACGCGGCCAACAACUGCAGUGGUGGUGACUCCAGCACUGAGCCCUACUUGGUUGCUCACAAUCAACUUCUUGCUCAUGCAGCUGCUGUAGGUAUUUACAGGACCAAAUACAAGUCCCAAAAGGGCCAAAUUGGAAUUUCACUCAAUGGUGCUUGGAUGGUGCCCAUUAACAAUUCUAUAGCAAAUAAAGAAGGUGCUAACCGUGCUCUGGCCUUUACCUAUGGUUGGUUCAUGGAGCCACUAAAAUCAGGUAAUUACCCAAGUGUAAUGGUAAAAUAUGUGCAAGAAAGACUUCCAAAAUUCACAAAAGAAGAAUCUUCAAUGGUCAAAGGAUCUUUUGAUUUCAUUGGAUUGAACUACUAUAGUGCCAAGUAUGCUGAGAAUGCUACUUGCUCUGAUGAAUUGGGCCUCAGAUUCUCUACUGAUUAUUGUGUUGAUCUUACAUUUGAUCGAAAUAACAUUCCCAUCGGUCCAAUGGCUGCCUCACCUUGGCUCUACUCUUAUCCUAAAGGAAUGGAGAACAUUGUGAUGUAUACAGUCAAGAAACUCAACAACCCAGUCAUUUAUAUAACAGAGAACGGAUAUUCGGAACUUAACACUGGGAAUUUUUCGAAGCAUGACAACACCAGAAUCAAAUAUUUUGUGGAUCAUCUUUCAUCCCUUCAAAAGGCCAUAAAGAGAGGAGCAAAUGUGAAGGGUUAUUUUGCAUGGUCAUUGUUGGACAACUUUGAAUGGGCAGAUGGCUAUACCAUUCGCUUUGGCAUUGUGUAUGUCGACUACAAACGUGGUUUGACUAGACGCCUUAAAGACUCUGCUACCUGGUUCAAACAACUCCUCCAUCAUUGAAUCUAAACUAAACUAAACUAUUUUAUGUAUAUGUAUGAAAACAUUAAGAGCAUAUUAACAUUUAUUAUGAA
This is a messenger RNA of Humulus lupulus (European hop), 1659 nucleotides long. Its product is annotated as beta-glucosidase 12-like. Gene Ontology annotation, molecular function: beta-glucosidase activity. The record is from RefSeq and is a predicted model, not a curated record. The transcript has 13 exons. NCBI's taxonomy places the organism in Eukaryota, Viridiplantae, Streptophyta, Magnoliopsida, Rosales, Cannabaceae. Bases 32 to 1588 code for a protein of 518 amino acids. Gene Ontology annotation, biological process: carbohydrate metabolic process.